This is a messenger RNA of Closterium sp. NIES-67, 548 nucleotides long. The record is from the annotation of a GenBank genome assembly. NCBI's taxonomy places the organism in Eukaryota, Viridiplantae, Streptophyta, Zygnematophyceae, Desmidiales, Closteriaceae.
AGCUAUGAUCCGCGGGGCGCAACUUCAUCCCCAACUGACCUCCAAGCAAGGGGGCUAUUACCUAAAAUCCGGUACCAAUCGGAUUUGGGUUCCUGCCUACCGUACCCUACGCGAGCUACUGAUACAGGAGGCACAUGACUCGAAUUUCUCGGGUCACUACGGCAUCGACAAAGCUGCCAAAUUACUGAGCCGUAAUUAUUACUGGCCCGAUGUGUCGACAGGUGUGCAGCAGUACGUCACCUCCUGCGCCACGUGUCAACGCAUGAAGUAUUCACGGCUUCGACCUGCGGGAUUGCUGCAGCCGCUCAAGCCACCCAGCCGACCCUGGCAACAAGUGACGAUAGAUUUCGUCACUGGCCUGCCAGCUGGUUCAAGCGGUAACGACGCGAUUCUUGUCGUCGUUGACCGGUUGACCAAGAUGGCCCACUUCGCCGCCUGCAAGAUGACAAUCACUGCCGAGCAGACAGCGAAACUGUUCCUCACAAAAAUCGUGCAGCUACACAGCAUUCCUCGGCCUUGACGGUCGCAUGAAAUGGCGAGAGGUUUAG